UGGACCCCUGCUAUAGAAGAGAUACAUAUCUGAAGGCAUAUGCAGAUGAGAAUGCUUAAUAUGUGGCAUUGUUAAUUGUGUGUUAAUUGUGUACGUUCUUUACAUAAUAUUUGAACUUGGAUCUUUUUUUUUUGUAGGAUCAAUUCCUCCAGUGGAAGGGCAAAGGCAUUGGCCUCAAGUUGCUUGCCCCUUAGAUCCACCUCCUAUUAAAAUAGGGCCAGGUCGACCUAGAAAGAAUCGGAUCAAGGAUCCAUUUGAACACCCAAAAAAGCCUGGACAUUUAACCAAGUCAGGUGUAGAGAUGACUUGCAGUCUUUGUUCAGUGAAAGGCCACAACAAGCGAAACUGCCCUAAUAAAGACAAUGCACCUCCAAGAGAACCACUAGCAAAAAAGGCAAGGGGAAGGCCAAGGAAGGAUGCCCAACCACCUGCACAUACAGUAACCACAUCAACUGCUGCUCCUGCACAUCAUGCAGCAAGUGCUCAACCAACACAAUUAGGAAGAGGUGGAAGAAGUAUUAGAGGAGGUAGGGGGUCAAGGGGGGGUGGGAGAUCUGCACGUGGAGGUGGGACAGCAGGACAGGGAAGAGGAAGGGGCAAGGGAAAGCUGCCAAAGGGAGUUGGGGUUUUAUUUUCAGCAGAUGGUUCUGUUGUGACAGCUAGAAGGGGGAGAGGCAGGCCAAGAUCAACCCAGUUGCAGCAACCUGGUGUCAUCAGCCAAUCCAGCCAAGCAUCUACUGUUAUUCAGCAAACUCAGUGAAUAUGUGGAACACCUAAUGCUAAUUAUAUGUACUAGUGAUUGGUGUUUUGAAUAGCCUUUUAAAUUUAGUAUUUAGAACCUUGCUUUGAAUUUCAUUUUGUUUGAUUUGCAAUGUCAGCAUUCAAGACAUGUAUGUAACUUGGAUUACAUUUGAACUUAUUAUGACAAGCACAAAGCUUUUGAUAGAUUUGCUUUAUUUCU
Messenger RNA from Chenopodium quinoa (quinoa), 961 nucleotides. RefSeq names its product 5E5 antigen-like. The record is from RefSeq and is a predicted model, not a curated record. The transcript has 2 exons. Bases 302 to 760 code for a protein of 152 amino acids. Lineage: Eukaryota; Viridiplantae; Streptophyta; Magnoliopsida; Caryophyllales; Amaranthaceae. Gene Ontology annotation, molecular function: zinc ion binding; DNA binding. Gene Ontology annotation, biological process: regulation of DNA-templated transcription.